UAAAGAGUUCCAGUAGCAGCAGUAAUAGUUCCAGCAGCAGCAGUUAAAUUACCAGCAGCAAACAUCAACAGUUCCAGCAUCAACACCUGUAGUUACAGCAGCAGUUCUAAGGCAGGUGUUAAGUGAAUUCCUUAUCGAGUCAGGUGUAAAUCAGUGCAGAAAUGUCGCAAUCCGAUAACGUGGCACGUGAGCAAACUGCGGCAAAUCCGAUGCCCGAGGCAUGUCAAGGUUGCCGCGGCCAAUUGCCACGCUCCACGCCCGUGGAAGUGGAGGACAUGGCCACGACCCCUUCGAUAGAGAAACUCAUCCGGAAGGCCACCAUGGCCCAGAAAAUGCUGAGCGAUGUGAUGCAGCAACUCCAGAAGCAGCAGGAAUCUCAGGUGUCGCACAAGGAAACCAAAUCCAAGGCGCUGCGAAGCUCUGAAGGAGGUAAAAGACGGCACAGGGGACGCAAACAUGGUCAUCACAGUAGCUCCUCUUCCAGCUCCAUUCCCCAUAGUGACUGCGAGUUGACCGCCGAGCAGGAGCCGGAGAUCUCGCAUAGGAGGAGGCAUGUCCGCGAGGAUCGUAAGCGUGAUCGUUCCCGAUCCCGUGGCCGUUCCCGUGGUCAUUCUCGUGGCCGUUCCCAUGGGCGUUCUCGUUCCAGGUCCUACACCGAUUCCCGACGAUCCCGAGCCCUGCCCCUGGCUCUGCCCGUUCGGAUUUCCGUGUGAGUAUCCUGGCUUCAAUCAGUAUUAUCCUUUAUCAUUAUUAACUUUUAAGUGAGCACAUAAA
Molecule: messenger RNA, 774 nt
Organism: Drosophila serrata
Lineage: Eukaryota; Metazoa; Arthropoda; Insecta; Diptera; Drosophilidae
Source: RefSeq, a predicted model, not a curated record